Molecule: messenger RNA, 1506 nt
Organism: Hibiscus syriacus
Lineage: Eukaryota; Viridiplantae; Streptophyta; Magnoliopsida; Malvales; Malvaceae
Product: transcription factor MYB98-like
Exons: 3
Coding region: 1-1506 (501 amino acids)
Biological process (GO): regulation of DNA-templated transcription
Cellular component (GO): nucleus
Molecular function (GO): DNA-binding transcription factor activity, RNA polymerase II-specific; RNA polymerase II cis-regulatory region sequence-specific DNA binding
Source: RefSeq, a predicted model, not a curated record
AUGGAGUUUGAUGCAAGCUUUAGAGAUGAUUUUCCUUUCCUUUCUAGCCUUUUUCCGGAAAAUAACGCCAGUUCUUCUUUCAAACCACCUGAGUUCAACGGCUCUAACUUUUCUUUGGCCGGUGAUGCUUCUGCGCCUUCUGCAUCAUCUUCCAAAUCCAUUGUUCACAACUUUAUUCUUAACCAAGACCGUGAUGCCUGUAACUCAACUCCCGGUGCUACCAACAACGGCUCUCUCCCUAAAAAUCCAAACCAUUUUCAUCAGUUUUCCGUCGAUGGGUCUUCAAAGAAUUCUUUCUUUCAGGAUUCCUCCGCAUGCAGCGACCCUUUUGUGGAGCCUUACACCACCGGUGGUUUCUCCAGUGAUCUCAAUGCUUACAUCCCUUCCCUGUCGUUUACAGUACCGGAUCAUGGUACUCCUUCAAACAAUGGCCUGAUUUUCCAAGCCUUUCAAACUCAACCCUGCUGGGAUUUUUCUCAAAACAAACCUUCAGCUCAACCCCUACUGUCCCCGCCGGAGAACGAAAACCGUCAGAGUUAUCAGCAGCAAGAGCAAACACCGCCGUAUGUGGCUGCAAAACUGGGAGAAGAAGUCUCAUGCGUCACUGCAGAUCAAAACGGGAAUAAUAAUCGAAACAAAGUCGAUGAGAACGAUAACAACAACAGAAGGCUCCACAAAUCCAAAAGAGUUAUCAGGGAUGUUAACAAAACUAAUCUAGUCAAAGGUCAAUGGACUCCUCAGGAAGACAGAUUGUUGAUACAUUUGGUACAAAGGCAUGGAAUAAAGAGAUGGUCUCAAAUCGCUAAGCUGCUGAAGGGACGAGUAGGAAAACAGUGUAGAGAGAGAUGGCAUAACCACCUAAGGCCCGAUAUUAAGAAGGAUUCGUGGAGUGAAGAAGAAGACAUGAUACUGAUUGCAAUACACAAAGAAAUAGGAAACAAAUGGGCGGAGAUAGCCAAGAAACUCCCAGGACGCACCGAGAACACUAUAAAGAACCACUGGAACGCCACCAUGCGAAGGCAAGAGACGGGUCGGAAAGCCAGGGACGGCAGCACUCCCAAAGUUUCUCUUCUCCAAAGCUACAUCAGGUCAGUAAACUCCGCCUCAGCCUCGGCUUCGGUAUCGACAUCAUCGACAUCGUCGCUGCAGCCACUGACGACCCAACUCGACAACGCGAAGAUGGUGUACGAAAUCACCAACCCUGAAACCAGCUCUAACCCACACCUGGUGCAACUCGAAAACUCGGCUUUCAACGCUGCGGGUUGGAAAAUGGAAGCUUUUAAUCACCAUACUCAUCGUCAGCGUCAACAGCAGCAGCAGGAGGAAAUGGAUUACAGCUUCGAUGCAAAUGUUUACAACGAUCAACGCAAUCAAAGCUUUGGAUCGCUCCUUGCAGAAGGUAGAAGCAGCAGCAAUGCCAUGGAGAGUUUCGAGGUUCCGAUGGAAAUGGAUUCGUUGAGGAAGGAGCUGGAUUUGCUGGAGAUGAUCUCUCAGGGAAGUCUCUAG